UUAUCCACCUUUGUCAUGGUAGGGAGAACGUGUCAAUGUAAGGGUGGGGUCAUCUAAGAUAGCACAAGGGUUAAACACACGUUGAGAAGUUUUCAUCUUUAUAAACACAAGAAAAAAAUCCACAAAAUUCGAGAUUCUUUGUUAGAAACGUCUUCUUAUUAUUAUAUGGAAAUACAUAGGAAGAGUAAUGGUGUCUAAUUGGGAUGAGGUUUGAAGUAUAGUAAAGCUUAUUUCCUUUGCUACUCAUAUUAUAUAAGAAGGCAACUUUUAAGAAGAGUCUGGAUCUGUCAGACUCUUCUAGAAGGCAAAGUGGGGCUACUAUAUCUGGCACAUAGCCCCCCCUUUCUAUCCCCACAACCCUCAACAGGCUGCUCAAAUAUCAAACCAGAAGAAGCUUCUUUCUAUGUCCCACUCAUUCACAAAGACGAACAUGACAGAACCAGGGAGAGCUGUUCAGGAGACCAAAGUCAAACCCAUGGCUUUCAGGUCUCAGAAGGAGAUGUUUGAGAAUAUGGAGGAGUCUUUUAAAGUCUGUGCUCACUGUGAAAAACGACCAGAUCAACUGUCAAGCUCACAGAGCUUAAAGCGCUGUGCCAGAUGUCUGAAUGUUUACUACUGCUGUAAAGACUGUCAAAAAGAGGACUGGUCCAAACACAAGAAGUUCUGCUCACAGCUCCGGCUAGCCGCCAUCGACAGGGUCGUGGAGUGGCUUGUGUUUAAAGGAGAUCUUCCAUUCCCCACGGACAAAUGGUCAAAGCCCCAGUCAGAGGUCAAAGGUUGGGAUGACUGGCUUGUCAUGCAGGGAGACCUUAACUCACGACUGGAUCUCAUUGUAAAUGGGGAAAAUAUGAAAAACCUGUGGACUGAUGCAGGCAGGCCAAAGCCUAGUGAUGAAGAACUGAGGCAGUCCCUGUGGAGGGUCUGCAGUGAGUUCUUCUCCAGACCCCUGACGAUAGCUUGGGGAAUGAGGCUGUUCGGCCUUAACCCCUGUUCCAAACCUCUCACUGUUCAUGUUGUGGGAGCGGGCCACAACGAGACCCUGGCGGCCCGACUGACUGACUACGACGAGCUCAACCACAUGUUUCCAGAGCACCAGGGCAUCGAGGUUGUCAUGGUUGGACCGGAGGUGGUGGACGGCCCCAUUGUGAGGCCUCCUCUGAGAGCGUUUGGCCCCAAGCAGAGGGUCUACAUCAGCGCCUAUAAGGGCCUCUACCAUCAAUUCUGGGAGGAGGUGGUGGAGAAGAAAGAAGCAACCAAACCGGACCUGGUGGUUGGAUUUCAUCCAGGCCUCGAUGCCAGACAAGCUUUGGACGAGGGUUGGCUUCCUACACUUCUGCUCCUCAGGGAUUAUGAGAUUCCUUCUCUUUUCACAGCUCUCAGUGAGACAGAGAUGACAUACUCUCUACAAAUCCUGCUGGAGCUGGAGAUGGACAUGAAGGGUAGUGGAGCCAACCCGUUUGGGUCGCUGAAACCAGAAGUGCUGGGUGGUUCGUCUCCCAACAGGCCUCCUGUCUACUGCAACUCACACUACUUCUGCUUUCAAGGCCUGUUGGAAACUGUCGAGUUUGAGGAACCAGAGUAAACAACAACUGCAUGAGCACUUUACUGUUUAGAGUUCUUUAUAUGUUACAAAUUUAAAGUAAUUCAACAUUCUUUAACUGUAACAUUAUGUGGUAAAAAUGCUUUCUACCAUUAACCAAUGACUUUUUAAUUCUUCAUCUUUACUUUGAAUCAUUCAAAUGAUAUUGAAAUAUUAUUGAGGUGUCAAUAGAGAACAAGUAGACUGAGUAAAUAGUCAAAUCUAGUCAAAUUUCAACUUUUGUAUUCUGUUCAUUAGGUUUUAGCAGAACGUCCCUGCUCCUUUGAUGAAAAUUACAUGAAUGAAGAUUAAAUAAAAAUUCAAAAAAAAACAGCCA
Messenger RNA from Oryzias latipes (Japanese medaka), 1916 nucleotides. Its product is annotated as putative protein MSS51 homolog, mitochondrial. The record is from RefSeq and is a predicted model, not a curated record. Lineage: Eukaryota; Metazoa; Chordata; Actinopteri; Beloniformes; Adrianichthyidae.